Cryptococcus wingfieldii CBS 7118 is the source of this 1485-nucleotide messenger RNA. RefSeq lists its product as hypothetical. Lineage: Eukaryota; Fungi; Basidiomycota; Tremellomycetes; Tremellales; Cryptococcaceae. The record is from RefSeq and is a predicted model, not a curated record. The transcript has 8 exons. Gene Ontology annotation, molecular function: chloride channel activity. Bases 1 to 1485 code for a protein of 494 amino acids.
AUGCAAGACGUAGAGGACCACAAACCACGGCUAUCCAAGAUCUCAUGGCUUCCCGAUCUCCUCGUCUUUCGAGGUUCUAUACUACCCACCAUCAUUGGACCGGUGCUCUGGGUCACCCUGUUCUCUGCCGGCGUAGCGGCUGCGAGCAUCUGGUGGGGAAAGGAGGUGGGGCUUACCAACAAUGUGGUUCCACUUCUCAGUGUCGUUGUUGGUCUGCUCCUGGUGUUCAGAAACUCAUCUGCCUAUGAGCGAUACGCCGAAGGCCGCAAAGACUUUACAGCCCUCAUCUCCGUUGCUCGAAAUCUUUCCCGAAACAUAUGGGUCGCUGUGACGCUUCCCCCGACACCCACGGAUGGCUCUGAGCCCCUUAUGACACGUGAACAGUUGACGCUGGAGAAAAUGAAGGUGAUCAGGCUGGUCGUGGCUUUUGUGGUGGCGACAAAGCAUCACCUGAGAGCAGAAGGCGGGGUGCAUCAUGACGACCUCAAGGGUCUACUACCCCCGAGACUUGCCAAUUCUCACCUUUCCGAUCUCAAAUCCUCCAUACCUCUUCUCCAGCCGCUUCCCGAAGAAAACAUUGAAAACGUACAAUCUCCUUCAUACGCAGCCGCGGUGACAGGAUCUCCCAGGUCUAUCGCCUCUGAGCUGAGCGAUAAAAAAGAAGACGAAGAGUCUUCCGUUGGCUUAUCUCGAUCAUCCUUCUCUCCAAACGCGCCUGUCUCUCCGAGCCCUUCUUUGGGAGGGAUCGUAUCAAGGGCUUCUUCUCUCAAGUCACUGGCCGGAUCUCGACCCCGGACGCUCAUGAAGCGCCGACCUACUGCAGUACGCGUGGUCGUUCCAGAAGAUAUCGCAGAGAAUCACUCCUCUUCGCAAACGCACUCCCGCUCGCACAGUCGUACCAGGCAAGGCAGGAUUGAUGAGAGGACACCCCUUAUCAAAGCAGGAGUGAAGCCGGAUCCAAUGACGACGCUGGGUAUGCAGAAGAAGGCCGAGACCGGGCUUGGAAGGAUGGUGGAGCUGGGUCUCCCUCUGAUCAUAGCCCAUGAUAUCUCGAGGUCAAUCUUCAAGUUUCGGAGGAUGGGUUGCCUGGAAGCGAUUGGGCCUGCUGUACGUGGCUACCGAGUAACAGAGUAUCAAGCUGACCGUGAAAAAGGUGUCCAAACCCCUCUCCCCUACAUCUUCUGCGUCCACCUCAAGCAGGUUGUCUCUUUGUACUUGUUUAUCCUUCCCUUCACUCUUGUCGACUCUACCGGCUGGAAGAUGGUGUUCAUCAUGUUUUGUAUAUCAAUGACAUUCAUGGGAGUGGAAGGGAUUGCGGCGAUGAUUGAGCAGCCUUUCGGAACGGAUCCUUGUGAUUUGAACCUCGAUCUAGCUAUACUGGAGCGACUUCCAGAAGGCGACGAUGAUGAUAUAACCAUCUACAAGCGCUCCACUCUCGAGCAAGCGGCUGCUGAUUAUGGUGCCGACGACGGGGGAGACGAGUAA